Alternaria burnsii is the source of this 672-nucleotide messenger RNA. RefSeq lists its product as uncharacterized. The transcript has 2 exons. NCBI's taxonomy places the organism in Eukaryota, Fungi, Ascomycota, Dothideomycetes, Pleosporales, Pleosporaceae. Bases 1 to 672 code for a protein of 223 amino acids. The record is from RefSeq and is a predicted model, not a curated record.
AUGACGUCAAGUUCCGCGUAUGAUGCGAAGAAUUCCCCAGAACGACUUCGUCAACGAAUUGUUAACCCAGCCUAUUGCAUGCCUGGGUUGAAGACUCCAAGGAUUGUGAUAUCUAACCAAUAUGGACCUGGACCUGCACUUAAACCAGCCCUGGUCUCUCUCGCACGGACUUUGGCUCUGUUCGACCUUCAACUCGUCAAGCGUGUCCAAAAGUUCCACCAAAAACCAUCUUCAUCUAUGGAUGAAACCCGCAAAGUUGAAGUUCUUCGUUUGCUAGAAGAUUGUAACGAUGUCAGACAGCAGUGGAGAGACAUCGACUCAGGCAAAUGUCAAUUCAGCGAGCUGUACAUGACGAAUGAUCUGUUGGUUCCGAUAUGGAAGGAAGGCUUGCGCAUUAUCAAAGAGGUCAUUGGAAGUAAAAAAGUUUCCAGCGAACAGUCAAACAAGCGGAAUGUCUUUGCGGGUAUUCUGUUAGAUUACGAGAGUCAAGCAGGGCGCCUGCAGGAACAAAUGGUUCAUGCCGCUGGUCAGGGUCUCUUCGAUCCAGUCUUUUUGAACCCAAUUCAAGAGCGCUGGCUGCGGCUGGACGAGACUAUAGAUCUACAUUAUAGAUUGUGUAAUCACGAUGCUGACGAGGAGUUCAGUUUUCGUCGUCAGUCACCCACAUGGUAA